CCCGCCGCUAUAAAGGGAAGGAGGGGCGCCGCGCUCCGUUCUAAGCUCGGUCCGGCGCCUGGGAUCCAUUUCCAUCUGCAGCCUCCCGCCAGCCCUUCCAGCAGCCAAGAUGGUGAAGCUGAUCGAGAGCAAGGAUGCUUUUCAAGAGGCCUUGAAUGCUGCAGGAGAUAAGCUGGUCGUGGUGGACUUCUCAGCCACGUGGUGUGGGCCUUGCAAAAUGAUCAAGCCUUUCUUCCAUUCCCUCUCUGAGAAGUAUUCCAGCGUGGUGUUCCUUGAAGUAGACGUGGAUGACUGCCAGGAUGUUGCUGCAGACUGUGAAGUGAAAUGCAUGCCAACAUUCCAGUUUUUCAAAAAGGGCGAAAAGGUAGCUGAGUUUUCUGGAGCAAACAAGGAAAAGCUUGAAGCCACUAUUAAUGAGUUUGCGUAAUUGUGUUCUGGAAAGUGUCACCAGCCAUCAACUGUUUGAAAUGUGUAAUUUUUUUUUUUAAUUUGAAACGUAUCAUGUUCGGGGGGGGGGACUCUAUGCCCAACUGCCACCUGAUUAUAAAUAACAAUAAAAUAUUAAUUCUACCCUUUGUAAAAAAA
Messenger RNA from Jaculus jaculus (lesser Egyptian jerboa), 585 nucleotides. It is a transcript of the gene Txn, whose product is annotated as thioredoxin. NCBI's taxonomy places the organism in Eukaryota, Metazoa, Chordata, Mammalia, Rodentia, Dipodidae. Gene Ontology annotation, molecular function: protein-disulfide reductase activity. The transcript is spliced from 5 exons. Bases 110 to 427 code for a protein of 105 amino acids. The record is from RefSeq and is a predicted model, not a curated record.